This is a messenger RNA of Phytophthora infestans T30-4, 1321 nucleotides long. RefSeq lists its product as uncharacterized. NCBI's taxonomy places the organism in Eukaryota, Oomycota, Peronosporomycetes, Peronosporales, Peronosporaceae. The record is from RefSeq and is a predicted model, not a curated record. The transcript has a single exon. Bases 38 to 1321 code for a protein of 427 amino acids.
UGCCUUCGAACGGGCAGGUCAGUAGCUGCUGUGUGGUAUGCGAGCUCCGAUCCGUGCGCGGCACCCAGUAGCCACCCGAGAUCCAGCAGUGACACGCCGCAAAAAGCGAAACACACUUCGCCAUCCCUCCCGCGACACCUCCACUGCCGCGACGCCGCCGUCUGACAAUUCAUCAUCUUUUCGGUCGUCAGUACGGCGGGCGGUCGGAGUGGAAGACAGGGAACUCUUCCGCCGUACACGACGCGUACAACGGUGGCAAGAUCUGUCUCGCAGCAACGAUGACCACACGUCCGCAAAUCUAGCGAGCCAGGGCUGGAAGUGGCGGCGCCAUAAGAAGGGCUUCGAGCUGUACACCCGCGAAUCCUCAAUGCUUAGUGUCUCCGGUGCCCCAGUAGGCUCCCAAACUUUAUCGUCGCUACUGGACAGCGAGAUCUUGGCAGUGGGGAACGUAGCGUGCUCAAUCAGUCAGCUGGCAUCCCCACUGCGCUCUCCUAGCGAGAGCAGUUACAACUCGUUCAUGCGCACGCUGUACGGCUCUGACUUUAUCUACGGCUCUCUCGUCCACCAAGCCAUUUUCCGUCGCAAAUCACGCGCCAAUAGUAAUAAUGCUGCUCAACCGACAAAAGAUCGCACCAACCAGCUACUGGUCAAGACGUGCGCGUUCGUGCACACCUCCCUGUUCGACAAGAAGAAUGAGCAGCUGUGCUACGCCGAGCUCUUCUCCCCCACCUCCAGCGGCGGAUUUAACAUCUCCACCUGCUCACUCGCUGCCCGAGAGGUGAUCACAGGUAAGGUACGGCCUCCACUACGGCGUGCUCUGCAUCAACUGCACCCGCUCAGCACAUCGCUCUCUGCCGAGCCGGCCACAUCGGGGGUCCAAGUGGUCUUUCGAGCUCGUUUCCACCGCUCGCAGAGCGAUGAGUCGUGUUCGGCCAAGGUAAUGAACGCUCGACUCUGGAAGUUUGCAAUGGGAAUGUGCGAGCUCGGAAAGCUGGUGGACACUGCUCAGCGUGCCCAGGGAUUGAGCAGCAGCUGUAUGAACCAUACUAUCGCUGGCGGUCCACGGAACUCGCGCUGCAUCGUGUGCACACGGACAAUGUUCCAUAUCUUCAUGAUGCGAAGCUGCUGUCGCUGCGAGCUCUGCUCCUACAAUGUGUGCCACGCGUGCUGCUCGAGCCAGCGUGUAGCCAUCUACAACCGACACGUGGCGCCGUUGCUAGUGUGUGCACGUUGCCACGAGAGUCUCGACCGGGACGAGUUCGACAGCCAACUACGAGCCAUUAAACCCAUUUCGGAAGGAAGAAACGGGCUCUUUUUAUAA